Protopolystoma xenopodis is the source of this 318-nucleotide messenger RNA. The record is from the annotation of a GenBank genome assembly. NCBI's taxonomy places the organism in Eukaryota, Metazoa, Platyhelminthes, Monogenea, Polystomatidea, Polystomatidae.
AUGUUAUCUGAGCAAACUGUGGACGACUAUCUCUGGCGUCUCAAGUGGAUUUUGGCCAAAGCGUCGAAUUUUGGUGACGGUUUGCUUAUCCGUCCCCCUAUCCCCCUGACUCCCAGGCGCCCAAAGUUGUACUGGUUUAUUCGAAAUGGACAUCACUCGCUUGAUAGCCGAAAACCCCUUCCCCCCACUUUCUUCAUCGCGAUCACUUUUCCUCCUGUAAGCGAUAGAUCCUUGAUCCAGGCGUCUCCUUUUCACUGGUCUUGCUCCAUUCUUGUCUUCCCCGAGUUUGCUAAGGUAGCAAGCAAAUUGAAUAUAUGA